AUGAGCGAGGGACGCUACUCUCCAGCCUCCUGGGACCACGCCGACGGCUCUGAGACCCACCACUCUUCCAACCAUGUAUACACACCAGGACAGCCUGUCGGAUCCCACGAAUCCCUGGACGCGAACGGAACUGUACCGCCGACGCCGACCAAGUCCACGUCCCCUCCGCGAUCGAGCACAGAGUCACCGACACAACUCUCAGCCCAGCGAUGGCGCGAGAGGGCCCUCACGCCACCAGCAGAAGCCCCGGACUCGGUAACUGUGGACAGUGCUACGCUGGUAGAGCCGAGUUUCGACGAGAAUGUGCUGAGGGCGCUCUGCGAUCUUGAUUGCGGAAUACCGUUACUACUGGAUCGAAUAAAGCAGAGCAUGGUAUCAUGUCGGGAAGCAGCCAACUUCUUCAAAAAGAGAGCACUAUUGGAAGAGGAGUAUGGGCGUGGUAUGCAGAGGCUAGCAAAGGCUACGUCUGACGCCUACUCGGCCAGCGAUGGUAAAGCAGGAACCUUCGUUGCUGCAUGGCAUUCUGCCUUGAAGAUCCACGAACAAAUAGCGGAUAAUCGGCUGCGCUUCUCUCAGCGACUCAAUGAGAUGAGUCAAGAGCUAUCAACACUAGCAAAGGAGGUCGAUUACAGCCGGAAACAAACCAAAGAGCUCGCCAAUCGCUACGAGAAGAACUUGCAGGAGUCAGAGACAGCCACGGAGAAGUGCAAGGUCCGCGUCGAUGUCACGGCGGAGGAACUGGAGAGACUGCUCUUGCAAAAGGAGGGCGAGUCGAUGAAGGACUCUCAGCUGCAGGGCCGAACACCCGGUGGAGCCUCCGGCAAAAGAGUAAUCGGCAAAGCCGUGGCCAAGGGCGGCAUGCUACUGAAGGGGCGAAAUCCAGGAAAUCUUCAAAGACAGGAGGAGGACGUACGCGCCCGGAUGUCAAAAGAGUCGGACGCAUAUCGGAAAGCUGUUACAGAGACGCAAGCUAUCCGACAAGAGUACUUCAAUUUCCAAUAUCCGCGGUUACUUCGGGCCUUGAAAGAAUGCGUGGACGAGAUAGAUCUCGGAACACAAUAUCAUUUGUCUCGUUAUGCGUUCCUCUGCGAGAGCAUCGUACUCAGUGACGGCACCACGCUGACACCGGUGGACGACACUGCCACUCUUCCGGGCCUGAAGACCUCCCUGGAGUCCAUCGACAACCGCAGUGACUUUAAGACGUACAUGCAGAACUACGCCUUCGCACAUGGUGGCGCCAACAGCAGAGGCCCGCGCCGGGACGGCCCGCGGGAAGAGGGCUUCCUCCCGCCAAUCGCGGCGCUCGCACCUCCUCACGCGGCGAGCUCGCCCAGUGCCUCGAACACGCAAAUCCCGGAUAGAGGCCGGCCUACGUUCGGCGUCGACCUCGCCGAGCAGAUGGCACGGGACGACGUGGACGUGCCUGCGAUCAUGGCUAGGUGCUGCGAGGCGAUCGAGAAGUACGGCCUACAGUCACAGGGCAUCUACCGCAUCGGCGGGACGAUGACCAAAGUCGCUAAGCUGAAGGAGCGGCUAGACAGAGACCUUGAUUCCGUGAACCUCGAUGCCGAGGAGUGGUCCUCCGACAUCAGCAAUGUCACGAGUGUACUCAAGAUGUGGCUUCGCGAACUGCCAGACCCGCUCCUUACCACACAGUUGCAUAGUGCCUUCCUGGAGGCUGCUCGGAAUGACAACGAGCGCCUGAGACACAUACGCUUGCACGAACGCGUAAACGACCUGCCCGACGCGAAUUACUCCACCCUCAAAUACUUCAUGGGACAUCUACAUAAGAUUGUCGAGCACGAAGCGGAGAACGCAAUGUCCGUGCAAAACAUAGCCAUCGUCUUCGGCCCCACACUCUUCGGACAAAUGGUACCGGGCAUGAACGGGCAGCUGAACGGCAUGGCGGACGCGUCGCUGCAGAACAAGGCUAUCGAAACCAUCCUGGAACAUUACACCGACAUCUUCGUCGACGAGAACGAGUCCUAG
This is a messenger RNA of Fomitopsis serialis, 1989 nucleotides long. Its product is annotated as GTPase activating protein. The transcript has 13 exons. Gene Ontology annotation, cellular component: cytoplasm. The coding region runs from base 1 to 1989 and encodes 662 amino acids. Gene Ontology annotation, biological process: signal transduction; regulation of GTPase activity. The record is from RefSeq and is a predicted model, not a curated record. Lineage: Eukaryota; Fungi; Basidiomycota; Agaricomycetes; Polyporales; Fomitopsidaceae.